Molecule: messenger RNA, 1099 nt
Organism: Camellia sinensis
Lineage: Eukaryota; Viridiplantae; Streptophyta; Magnoliopsida; Ericales; Theaceae
Source: RefSeq, a predicted model, not a curated record
UAUAUAAACACUCGCACCACACUCCAAGCUCUCUCUCUUUCAGUCCUCUCCCUCUCAGCCUCCGCACCAGCACACCUUCCUGAUUCUCUUCCUGCUCAGGCGUUUGGAUCUGUGAACAGGAAGAGAAGAUGAAUCGGUGCGGGGAGAAGAGCGGGGUCUCGAUUUCAGCCUCUGAUUCCGUCUUCUGCCCUAAACCUCGCCGAAUCGGCCUGUCGAAUCCCUCCAUAAACGACCAAAUCAGACCUUCGAGAUGGCAUCUCAAUCAUCAAACUGAGAUUUACGAGUCCAAAGCAGGGAUGGAACUUCUUGACAUCAUUCUAACCAAGGGAAGUUACAGUGCUGAAAAAUCCAAUAAUCAAGUGGCCUCAUCGCCACCAUUUUUUUGUGGGUCUCCACCCAGCAGGGCUUCAAACCCUAUAAUCCAAGACUCGCAAUUCGGCAACAUGUUUAGUCCAUUACUGCAGGCACCCAUUCUGCCAAAAUCUCCAUCCUCGUCCGCACGCAAAGGAGGAUCAUGCGUUUGGGUGAAAUCUGGUCACAAACAGGCCACUGUGAGAGUCGAGGGGUUCGAUUGCUUAAACCGAGAUCGCAGAAGCAUAUCCGUUGUGGCAUAAAAAUAAAAGUAAAAAAAGCAAAAACACCCUCCAAAAGCAGGAGGGGGGGAGGCAAGAAGAUGAAUUUUGGGGAGAAGAGGACUUGUAACAUUGUUUUGUUUUUUGCUUUUGUAUAUACAAGGUUGAAAUGGUUCAAUCAUUUGUUUAGAGGUUGUGUUUGAAUGAGAGAAUAUGCAAAAUGUAUAUGUAAUUAGGUUUGAAUGGAUGAGGAGAGAGAUGGAUGAUCCUGCAAUAAGAGUAAAAAGUCCAUUGUCUUGGGUUUUUAGGUGGUGAGUUUUUUAAGACAUAUUGUUGCGAGUCUAGUCCUGCAUUGUAAUUGGAAGGGUGAGGAGUAAGUAGAUGUGUCUGCUUUGAAAUUUUCUGAGUUUUGUUCUUUGAAUUGUUGCAACAAAAUUUGAUUUCCUUUGUAUAAUAGGAUGUGGAAAUGAGUUUGCCAAAGCAAGCACAAGUGUAUAUAUAUAAAGAUGAAAACAAAGUUGUUUGUU